AAAUCCCCGACAACACUCACUCACACCGACCAAGAGACGGACAUAAACAAUUGCAACUUGCAACUCCAAUUUUUCACGUGCCUUAAUUUCAUGUGCUCCAUAGUGCCUUUCCUUUUUCUUAGUACAAAUGCAAAAGCAUCAACAGGUCAUAGAUCAGACAGCGUCCACACCCACCCUGACAAUUAUUCCUCCGACGACCCCGGCCGAAAAGAACAAACCUCUCCUCCUCCUCUCCCUUUCUCCGAUCGUUCCUCCGCCGCCCAAAUCGACGACCCGAGUCAAUAAACCUUCUUCUUCUUUAUUCACUUCUCGGAAGGCCUCGAUCAGUCAGUGAGCUCUCUUCAGUGGGCAAAAAUGGCGGAUCUUUUCACUCCCUACAAGAUGGGCAAGUUCAACCUCUCUCACAGAGUGGUUCUUGCUCCGAUGACUAGGUGCCGGGCAUUGAACGGGAUCCCGCAGCCGGCGCUGGCCGAGUACUACACUCAAAGGGCCACCCCUGGAGGCUUCCUCAUCACAGAGGGGACCAUGAUUUCCGACACCGCCGGCGGGUUUCCACAUGUUCCCGGGAUUUUCAAUGAGGAGCAAGUGAGAGCAUGGAAGAAGAUUGUUGAUGCUGUUCAUAGCAAAGGCAGUGUAAUCUUCUGUCAGCUGUGGCAUGUUGGCCGAGCUUCCCACCAAGUUUAUCAACCUCAUGGGGCUGCACCAAUUUCUUCAACUGGUGUGCCUAUCUCGAAGAGAUGGAGAAUCCUUAUGCCCGAUGGCUCUCAUGGCAUUUACCCGAAACCUCGGGUCCUUAAAACACUCGAAAUCCUGGAAGUUGUUGAACACUAUCGACAGGCAGCGAUUAAUGCCAUUGAAGCAGGUUUUGAUGGGAUUGAAAUACAUGGGGCACAUGGGUACCUCAUCGACCAGUUCUUGAAGGAUGGGAUCAAUGACCGAACAGAUGAGUACGGUGGAUCAAUUGAAAAUCGAUGCCGGUUUUUGAUGCAGGUGGUCAAAGCAGUUGUCCAAGCAAUUGGUGCUGAUCGGGUCGGAGUCAGGAUGUCGCCGGCCAUUGACCACCUCGAUGCAAUGGACUCUGAUCCCCUGCACUUGGGUCUUGCAGUCAUCGAGAGGCUCAACAAGCUCCAAGAAGAGUCAUGCUCAAGCCUGACUUACCUCCAUGUGACCCAGCCUCGCUAUACGGCUUAUGGCCAAACAGAGUCCAGCAGGCAAGGGAAUGAAGAUGAAGAAGCUCGGUUUAUGAGGGCUUGGAAGAGAGCAUAUCAGGGCACUUUCAUCUGCAGUGGAGGUUUUACCCGAGAACUUGGGAUGAAAGCAGUGAUUGAUGGUGAUGCAGACUUGGUAUCCUAUGGUCGGCUCUUCAUUUCAAACCCUGACUUAGUCCACCGGUUAAAGGUUAAUGCGCCGUUGAGCAAGUACAACCGGAAGACCUUCUAUACCCAGGAUCCCGUUGUCGGUUACACGGACUACCCUUUCCUGGGCCAGACGCUAGUGUCUCGCCUUUGAGCUAUGACACGGACUAUCGAUUUUAGAAUCCAUGAUUUUCAAUGAUUAUAUAUAUACAUAUGCUGGAACUAUAUGUGGUCAUUGCGUUGGGAUUACUGGAUCAAUAUGCUCUUUUGUGAAUCAAGAAGUGUGGAUUUAAGCGAAUUGGUCAUUGCGAUCAUAUUAUUGUCUUGGA
This is a messenger RNA of Punica granatum (pomegranate), 1684 nucleotides long. Lineage: Eukaryota; Viridiplantae; Streptophyta; Magnoliopsida; Myrtales; Lythraceae. The record is from RefSeq and is a predicted model, not a curated record.